Messenger RNA from Mesitornis unicolor (brown roatelo), 747 nucleotides. RefSeq names its product mitochondrial ribosomal protein S11 (gene MRPS11). Gene Ontology annotation, cellular component: ribosome; mitochondrial small ribosomal subunit. The transcript has 5 exons. Gene Ontology annotation, molecular function: mRNA 5'-UTR binding; structural constituent of ribosome; small ribosomal subunit rRNA binding. Gene Ontology annotation, biological process: ribosomal small subunit assembly; maturation of SSU-rRNA from tricistronic rRNA transcript (SSU-rRNA, 5.8S rRNA, LSU-rRNA); translation. NCBI's taxonomy places the organism in Eukaryota, Metazoa, Chordata, Aves, Mesitornithiformes, Mesitornithidae. The record is from RefSeq and is a predicted model, not a curated record. The annotation marks the transcript as partial.
GGGUUGUACCGCCACCCUGGGCCGCGGCCUACGCACCGGCCCCCAGAGGUUGCAGGAGCUUGCGAAGGCGGCGGCCACGAAGGAGGCGGAGAACCAGAGCGCGACCGACCUGAGCCCUUUAAUCCUGCAGAGGAACUCCAUGAGGUGGGAUGGAAAGGUCUAUGAAGAGAUCCCAAUAGCUCACAUCAAAGCUACAUAUAACAACACCCACAUCCAAGUGGUCAGCUUUGACAACCAGCCGUUUGCCCGUACGUCCUGUGGCACUGAAGGCUUCCAAAAUGCCAAGAAGGGAACUGCCAUCGCGGCACAGACCGCAGCCAUUGCAGCAGCAGUGAAAGCACGCGGAAAGGGUGUGUUACACGUACGAGUCAUGGUGAAAGGACUGGGACCAGGACGCAAAGCUGCCAUCAAGGGUUUGACUAUGGGAGGUUUGGAGGUCAUCUCCAUCACCGACAACACCCCGGUUCCACACAACGGCUGCCGCCCACGGAAAGCCAGACGAAUGUGAGAGGGGAGUGCAAGAGACACACAGCAUUCAACAUCAGUUCAUGCAACAGGGACUGGGUUGAAUGUUGUUCCUGUGACAGACUCUGGAAAGCCAUCCUCCCUGGAAACACUUGUUGAGGGAGGCUUGAAGAAGAGAGACCAUCCUGGCCUUAAAAGCCCAGGUGGUAGAAGCUGGUGUAGAAGCAGGAAUAUGUGUCCUCCCUUAGUGGGAAGCCUCUUGUGUACAAAGUUUGUUGAUUA